GGGGAAAUGGGAGGAGAGGAGUCCGUUCGGGAUCGUCUCGUGGACCGGGUGAGUGGUCUGAAGAAGGGGCCAAUGGAGGAGGGCCCCGCCACUCCGGAAAGCGGUCGCAGGGGCGGCGCCACCAUCCGCCGCCAGAACAGAACCUGUUGCACGAACCUCGGCCCCCGAUGGAAAUGGAGAAUGCUCUUCCCGGCGGGCCCCACCCCCUGUACUCUCCGGCCCUGGGAGCCCCGUACGACGAAGAUCCUGGUAUCAUGUCGGAAGUGGAGACCUCUGCGACUGGCUUUCGCACGACGAGGGCCCCCAAGACCCCCCGAAUUGCCUCCUUCCCACCUCCCUCCAACAGGGGAGGAAAGGCCCCCCACGCACCCCGGCGAACGACACCUCAUGGGUGGUCCUGUGUCGCCCCAGCUUAGGCAUGAGAAUUUGACCUUAGGGUUGGUAUUUCUACAGUAUAGGAGCGAGACUAAGCGAGCCCUGCUGCCAAAUGAAAUCACCACCCUAGACACCGUGAAAGCUCUCUUUGUUCGGUCCUUCCCCAAGCAGCUUACCAUGGAGUACCUUGAUUCGCCCAAUAUACGCAUCUACAUACACGACCCCACCAAAGACAUGUUCUACGAGUUAGAAGAUCUCAGGGAUAUUCGGGAUCGGUCCGUGUUGCGCAUUUAUGAGCAGGAACCUAAUGGAGAAGUGUACAGCACCUGGGAACAAGAGCUGAGCUACUUCUCCGAGCCUGAGUUCGAUUCCGAGUAUCAGAAUCAGCAUAUCCACAGAGCAAAGGGAGGGGUCGGUUAUUACGGUGCUGGACUCAACACAUAUUGUCCUCUAGCUACCCAGACUUUGCCCCCUGGUCCUUAUUCACCACCUGAUAGAACGAAGCCUCCUAUUGCUUAUGCUCAAACUUUGCCUUGGGGAGCACACUUAACGUACGCACCGUCUGGUCCUCCAAGUCCAGAACGGCGGCCCAAAGAAAUUCUCCUACCUCCAGGCGUGAUGCAACCCCCUCCGAAGCCUCAACGUUCAUUUACUCAGACUGGUACCUUGCCAAUAGGAAAGGGAAUCCGAUGCACCCCACCCCCACCGACGGGUCCCCCACCUUCUAUUCCUUCACCCCGAUCUGGGAUGCCCCGCCCGGAACGUCGCCACGAGCCCCAGGGGAGCUAUCGUCCCCCACCGGAGCGGCCCUACUCAGCCGGAGCGCAGCCCAUCUACACGGUGUCGCCUGAACGUCAUUAUGAACCUACAUACCGCAAGACUAGCUAUGAACCGGGUUAUUUGUCUUCUCCAGAGCGGCGUUACGAGCCAGCUCGGGCUUUUCCCCCUGCACCCGUUUCACCCUACGAAGAGCCGUACUACGGAGCGACGGAGAGGAUCUACGGAACACGAUCCGGAUCCGUCACGCCGGUCGUCGACGAAGAAACGAGGCAUCGGGUGGAGCAAAUGGAAAGACAACUAGCUAGUCUGACGGGUCUCGUUCAGAAAGCUUUACAGGCGCCCCCUCGAACAACUUCUGCACAGCAGAUUCCCACUAGAGACGUAACAAAAGAACGAGGACAAGGAGAAGGCUAUUCAGAGAAUAGAUCCUCUAAAUCCUCUUCUUGUGCAUCACUAAUAAAUGAUAAUUCCGAACAUUCCCCAGAACAGCAUAACAAAUAUUCCUUUAAAGAAGAAAAGUCGGUGUCUUUUUCCGAUGAAACCACCACCGUCAGCUCUCCCGUCCACCAGAAGCAGCAUUCCCCUCAACACGCAGCCGAGCGACCCGUCAAGCCAGCCAUCAAGUCCUCCUUAUCCCUUCGCAGCCAACAUUCUUCAGAUCGUGAGCCUAGAGCUAAACCAGCUCCACCCCCUAAACCAAGUUCACUUUCCGAAAGACAACAUUCCGUAUCCCCACCAACCAAAGAAUUUCGAGUGAGUGUAGAAAUGUACAGUCAGCUGAGGCAUCUGAGGAAGCAAACUAAGGAUCUGAGGCUGGAAGUGCGGAACCUUAGAAGAAUUGCGCAAUCGCAAGCCAUCACUGCCAAAGAAACUGUUCGAGAAACUUGCCUUAAGAUAAAGUCUAUGCUCGCCGCGGCGCAAAUGGGUGAAGAGCAUGUUUGUGCAGAGAGGCUGAAGGUCUCACGAGAAGAAGAAUUGUAUAGGCAGGAUGUAAAUCACCUUGAAAAGGAUUUACUAGAGCUAGAAAGUCAGGUGGAAGAUUUAAGAGGGAAUGUCAUCAAUCGCAAAUGUCGAGUCAAUCUGAGUGAUGUCGAAGGAAUGGCCUUGGUGCUUAGCAGAGCAAGUAAAGCCGUAGCAGAGUUGAAAGCACGAUUUCCUGCUCUACAGGAAAGCCUUAAAACCAUCAUGGCUGUAGAAAUGGAAGUGGUUGUUCGGGAGGAAAAAUUCCUCAAAGACGAGCCAGAAAGGUUAGAAAAUGCCCUGCGGCGGUGUAAAAAACUUACAGGAACGCUAGUUACUCUUAAAAGACUGGCUUCCGUACAGGAGCAGCGGCAUACUGUUGGACAUCAUCUGCCGGAGAAGUCACAUUCUGCUGAUGGACCACAUUCAGAUGGAGAAAUGCAUUCCGCAAAAAGCCUGAGUCUGGAUGCGGGAACGCAUACCGUCAUCCACGUACCACCUGAGGGACACACGAAGCAGCAGACGGCGCUGGACGCCUUGCUGAGCGAGUUACAGACCUUCAACCUGCCUGCAGAGCAGAAGCAGCAAAGAGACAACAUCCCUGGACUCUUGGGACCGCAGCGGCGGCUUCCUUCUUAUCCGAGUGCGGAUUCUCCUGUCCGUUCUCCCAUCCACGGCAUGCCACAGGCCCGCUCCCCUACGUCCCUCCCCACUGUUGUCGAUCCGGGGGCGAAAACGCUGAUCGUGACGCCCAUAACCAAGAGUCUCUCGCCAACGCCCACGGAGCGGAGACCUUCACCUACAUCGCAGCUGGCUGUGAAGAACACGCCCCCGGAGUCUGUGGCCAAAAAGGUGCCGCCUCCACCGCCGCCACGCACCACCAGUCGGUCGCCGGUGGUGUCCCCGACGGAAGCCCUCACCGCCAAACCUGUGCAGACUCUUCGGUCUGUCCUGGCUUCACGGAACCCGCCCCCGCAGAGAAGCAGUUCCAUGCCCACCCCCAGAGGAUCCUCCCAUCCGAUGCUCCGACAGACGGCAUCCACAAGGCAGUCGUCUCGGGAACGCCCGGACCCGCCCUCUGCCCCUCCUCCUUCCUCUGCCAGUUCGAAGGAAGUUCUGGUGAGAACGUCUGCCCUGAACGACGAGCCGCCUCCCAGAGAUCAGCUCUCCAGCAACAGCAGCAGCAGCGAGAGCGUCAACUCACAGGAAGGACUUCAGAUGGCCCUACAAGCAGCCAAGGCAGAACAGUUGAAAGUAUCGCAGCAAUUGAGAAAUGAGCUGCAAGAUGAGCUCGCUCCAGGAUCCAAGAACCGGCAAGAACUUUUAGAAGCGCGACAUCAAGAGCUACUGAGGAAACAAAAACAGCUGCAGGAACAAUACACACGCCUGCAACAAAUACAGCGCGGACAGGUUUUCGCCCGGUUCGGAGCGAAAACCGGAGACCUCAAGAAAACAGGCAGCGAGUCGAACAUUCUAUCCAAGGCAGGGUUACUGUCAUUGGCAGCUGCAUCUGGAUCCAUGCAGCAUCUUGCGGUCACGGGAUCGGUUUCGAACCCGAUCUCCGGAUCCAAAACAUCACCUUCUUCCUCACCCAUCCCUGAAAAAGGCGGAGCUCACAGCCCCGCCCAAAAAAUUUUCGAGACUGAUAUUCUUUGA
This is a messenger RNA of Uloborus diversus, 3771 nucleotides long. Its product is annotated as coiled-coil domain-containing protein AGAP005037-like. Gene Ontology annotation, cellular component: cytoplasm. Lineage: Eukaryota; Metazoa; Arthropoda; Arachnida; Araneae; Uloboridae. The record is from RefSeq and is a predicted model, not a curated record. Bases 7 to 3771 code for a protein of 1254 amino acids. The transcript is spliced from 24 exons.